This is a messenger RNA of Papaver somniferum (opium poppy), 1059 nucleotides long. Its product is annotated as F-box/kelch-repeat protein At3g06240-like. The coding region runs from base 1 to 1059 and encodes 352 amino acids. The transcript has a single exon. The record is from RefSeq and is a predicted model, not a curated record. NCBI's taxonomy places the organism in Eukaryota, Viridiplantae, Streptophyta, Magnoliopsida, Ranunculales, Papaveraceae. Gene Ontology annotation, molecular function: protein binding.
AUGCCAGCAAGUCUCCCAGAAAAGAUCGAGGAAGAUAUCCUGUCUAGAUUGCCAGUAAAAACAGUAAUGCAAUAUAAGUGCGUGUGCAAACCCUGGUACAGUCUUUUCCAUAGCCCCUAUUUCAUCAAAAUGCAACGUGAUCGUGGUAUAGAUAACACUUUUCUUAUGCUUCAUUACUGGUAUGAUAGUAAUGACAGUGCUGCACUGUACUCAACAGAGUAUAAUUCAUUAUCUUCAAAAUUAUCAUCAUCAACCUGCAGCACUCCUCCUCUUGCUGAGGCUGUCAAGAUGGAUUACCCAUUGGUUCCUCCAAAUUAUUUUCUUCUUUCAGGUUCUUACGAUGGUUUCUUGUGCUUACAGACUGGUAUGAUACCCGGUAGCGCUGCGGAGGCCAUUUUCCUGUGGAAUCCAUCAACCAUGGAACACAAGAAGCUUCCAGACUCGCCAAACAAAUUAAUGUACAGUGAUAGGGAUGUUAGCUUGUGUGGGUUGGGUUAUGAUAACAAGAUUGAUGAUUUCAAACUUGUAAAGGUAAGAUUUGUCGAUUAUUAUCCAUCUUAUGAUUAUAGUUCUAGUGAUUCUGAUGAUUAUAGUUCUGGUGGAUGGGAGUCGUCGUCUGGCAGUACUUACAAUUAUGAGGUGUAUGAAGCUGAGACAUCUAGUCAUUUUUCUUUAGAGAAUGCAGAAAUGGAGGUUUCCUAUGGAUCAUCUGAGGCUGAGGUCUCUAGUGCUUGUUCAUGGCCAUGGAAACCCCCAUUUGCAGGUAUUUCUGAAUUUAAAGUAUACACGUUAGGAACGAAUUCAUGGAAAACCUGCAAAACUAUGCCUUACUAUUUCCCCAAUGGACCAAAAUCUGGUGUUGUUGUGAAUGGAGAUCUUCAUUGGUGGGCAGUCAAAAUACAAGAUGGUUAUGAAGCUAUAAUCUCGUUUGAUAUGCCCAACGAGGAAUUCAAGGAGGUUGCAGUACUAGAGGGACCGUUGUUGCAUCCAGGAAACUGUGAUAAGCGCAGGCAUGACAAUGUUUUGGGUGCAUUAGGCGGGUGCAUUUGUUUGCAUUAG